Molecule: messenger RNA, 2311 nt
Organism: Prunus avium (sweet cherry)
Lineage: Eukaryota; Viridiplantae; Streptophyta; Magnoliopsida; Rosales; Rosaceae
Product: RING/U-box superfamily protein
Source: RefSeq, a predicted model, not a curated record
AGAGAUAAAGAAAAGAAACAGCUUCCUACCACACUGUUUAUUUCAGUGUCUUUAUAUUCUCCAGCAAAACCCUAAUAAGCUCCCUCCCUUUUUUCCUUGUAUAGAUAGAGUUUUUUUGUUGAUGUUAAAAAUCAAAAGCAACAAAUAAAAUUAUGUUAGAGUCUUAGAGACAUUGUAAUCUCUCAAGACUUAUUACAAGUGAAUUUCCCAAAACCCAACUUCAUUUGUCUGUCUCUCAUUCUCAUACUUCCACCCUUGAAAAUGAUCCUCAGAAAUUAACCAAACAAAAGAAGAAGAAAAAACACACACACACAAACACACAUACACUUCUAUUGAAGCAAUUCAUUCAUUCAUAGCAAACAUUGAGCUUCAGAAUGAUUGAUGGUUAUGAUCAUGAUGCAGCAGCAGACCUCUGCAGCACCCGCGUCUCACUCAAUUACUCCUCCCUCCUCCACCACCACCGCCAUUAGAUCACCUACGGCAACCCCCACACACUCGCAGCAGCCAUCGCCUCUCUCUCGCCAUGCUCUGCCUCUGCCCGCGCCACCUGUCGAUCACGUGCUGCCUAUCGCCGCUGCGCAACCUUCCAGUGAGCCUGCGUCCACAAUUCCGUGCCCACUUGCGAGGGUCCGGCUCUCCGAUAUUGCCCCGUAUGACGGUGCACCGAGCGGGCUGUAUUUGAGGGCGGUGGAGGCGCUUUCGGGGUCUCUGAUGAGGCACAAUGCGGCCGUCAUCGAAUUGGGUAGCGAGGACGCGGCUCUCUUGCGCUGCGGCUUGGAAGCUUCCAGGUUGUAUUUUAGGAGUAGAGCCCAGCUUGGUGCUGGGAAAGGAAGCCGUGGAGUUUACAUGUACAGAGCUGGCAGGGCUUUGGAAGAUUGGGACUCAUCCCCACCAUGCAUGGCUGAUAUUUUUAGGUGCAUGGGCAAGGCGGCCCAUGUUGCUUUGUGUGCAAUAGCUAGGCAUCUUCGUUUACGAAGCGAUGUUUUUAACCAUUUACUUGAUGAUACUCCCCUUCCCGCUAACGAGGUGUCCUCAUCAGUGCUUGUUGCAACCUAUUCAAAUGCUUCCAUGCAAAAUGGAAAAGGUGCUAUUGGGGGAGGGAAGCCAGGAAUGAAUGGUGAGGUUGAGAAGGGGUUGUUGACAUUGAUUUCCUCAGACAGUCCUGGUAUACAGGUGUGUGACCCCAAUGGUCGUUGGUACCUAGCAGAGGGUGGGUUAGCUCCUGGGGAUGUUUUGCUACUUACAGGUAAGGCACUCAGCCAUGCUACAGCUGGCCUUCGCCCUGCUGCAUCGUAUAAAGCUGCUUCCGAUUACUCCUCAGGCAUUAAUAAUGGUGGGAGGACAUCACUUGCAUUUAGGCUCAUGCCACAAGGUAACGCUAUAUUAGAUUGCUCUCCAAUUGCAGCAGCUGGUCAUGUCAUUCCCCAGAGCUAUGUCCCAAUAUCUGUAAGCCAGUUUAUGGAUGAUCUUUCUGCUGAGGAAGAUGUAUUGGGCAGUCGUUCUGAUAGUACUUAUGUAGCUCGAAAUAAUUUAAACAAAGAACCAUCUUUAAGAAGUGUUCUCUCAGAUCCCUUAUCCGGUGCAUUCCUUGAAGAUGCUGUGGUAGUUUCCUGUGGGCAUUCAUUUGGCGGUCUCAUGUUAAGAAGAGUCAUUGACACAUCAAGAUGUACCCUCUGCAGUACAGAAAUUGAGAUCGGGUCUCUGGUUCCUAAUCUUGCUCUGAGAGCUGCAGCUGCAGCAGUGAAGCAUGAGGAUGAUCGAAGGCUAUUUCAUAACGCGACUAUCCGAAAGCGUCGGAAAGAAUUGGGUGACCAAAUGGAUUUAUCAAGAAGACCAAACAGGGAAAAUGGAGACGUCGGUGAUGAUGGGCUUCGUGGGGUGCAGUAUCCAUUUUCUGUGAGUGAAAAAGUGGUAAUCAAGGGGAACAGGAGGACUCCAGACAAAUUUGUUGGGAAGGAGGCGGUCAUUACAUCGCAGUGUCUCAAUGGCUGGUACUUGCUCAAGAUUAUUGAAACUGGAGAGAAUGUUCGCCUGCAAUACCGUUCCUUAAGGAAGAUGUAGAACGCGCCUGCCAGUGUGGACAAUGCUCUUCACAAACCAUCGAGAACAGCAUCACACGAAAUCAUUAACUUGUUGUAGUACUAAAACCUCGAUAGAGAAGUUGCUCGUCAGUCCACCACCCCUUUGUUGUAACUUGUGUUGGAAUAUGUAACCAUAAGAGAAGUAGUGUAUUAGAAUCCGAGAGUUUCAGUUGAGCGCUUGUAAAAUGGAAAACAAUGAUACUUUUUUAGUUAGUGUUUUGGGUUUUACA